AUGGCUUCCGUGACCACCGCCACCCCGGUUCCUCCGCCCGUCUACAGCCCCACACCGGCGGCGCAGCCACCACCCGGUCAGCCGGACAUAAGCUACCACCCGGACUGGGAUAAAUACCAGGCCCGGGUCGCCCGGCGCCUCCAAACAGAGGACCUCCCAAAGCACCUGCCUGCGGGCUUCCCGAAGGAGUUGAAGGGUGACCUGGUCUGGGACGGCGACACCCUCGCCCAGAAAUACGAUUGGACGUACGUGCUCUCCGAGACGCAACUUGACGAGAUUGACAGCGCCCUCGCGCAUUUCAAGUCGUUGAACCUCGCCCUCGGAUACAUCACCCGCGAGACGUUUCCCCUGCCCACGCUGCACGCGGAGCUGCGCCGUCUAUCUCGCGAGCUGCACUUUGGCCAUGGAUUCUUCGUUCUCCGUGGCCUUGACGUCGACCGCUAUUCCCGCCAAGAAAAUAUCAUCAUAUACACAGGCGUCUCCUCCCACAUCGGCUCCAUCCGCGGCCGCCAAGAUGCUUACUACAAGGGCGAGCGCGCCGAUGUGGUUAUCGGCCACAUCAAGGACGUCCGGUCCACCCUCGGUGAGAGCAGGGAUAAGGACGCCAUCAAGAUCGGUUCUCCGGCCUACACUGCGGACAAGCAGGUCUUCCACACGGACUCUGGUGAUAUCGUCUCGCUGUUUGCCCUGUCGACAGCGGCGUCUGGGGGUGCUAGUCGUCUUGCGAGCACGUGGCGUGUGUAUAACCACUUGGCCGCAACGAGACCCGACCUCAUCCAUACGUUGAGCGGAAUAUGGGAAGCGGAGCUGUUCACCAAGACUGUCGAUGACAAGGACAGGUUCAUGAGUCGCCCCUUGCUGUACCACCAGCCCGCCAGCGCAGAUGGCAAGACUCCUGACAGGGUCAUCCUCCAGUAUGGUAGGCGAUACUACGUUGGAUUCGGGGAGCUGCCGCGUCGCAGCCACCUCCCACCCAUUACCGAGGCCCAGGCCGAAGCCCUCGACGCCAUACACUUCCUAGGCGAGCGGUUCAGCGUCUCGACCAACUUCGAAAAGGGCGACAUGCAGUACGUCAAUAACUGUGCCAUCUUCCACUCUCGCGACGCCUUUGUCGACACAAAGGAAAAACAGAGACAUCUGCUACGCCAGUGGCUCCGCGACCCCGAGUAUGCAUGGGAGACCCCGGCACCGCUUGCCGCCAGAUGGGAUCGCGUCUUCGGUGGCGUGACGCCUGAGCUACAGACGUUCCCUCUUGAGCCUCAUACCCGUAGCGAGAGCACUCCCAUCACGAAAGCAUCAAACUAG
Molecule: messenger RNA, 1305 nt
Organism: Geosmithia morbida
Lineage: Eukaryota; Fungi; Ascomycota; Sordariomycetes; Hypocreales; Bionectriaceae
Product: Taurine catabolism dioxygenase TauD, TfdA family
Exons: 4
Coding region: 1-1305 (434 amino acids)
Molecular function (GO): oxidoreductase activity
Source: RefSeq, a predicted model, not a curated record